Molecule: messenger RNA, 682 nt
Organism: Cololabis saira (Pacific saury)
Lineage: Eukaryota; Metazoa; Chordata; Actinopteri; Beloniformes; Belonidae
Product: deoxyribodipyrimidine photo-lyase-like
Exons: 5
Coding region: 1-624 (207 amino acids)
Biological process (GO): photoreactive repair
Molecular function (GO): deoxyribodipyrimidine photo-lyase activity
Source: RefSeq, a predicted model, not a curated record
AUGAGGACAGACUCUGGAUUUAACCCUUUUAUAUCAGACAUCAGCCAGCUGUCGGCCCAGCGUGUGGCGCUGCAAGUCCGGCGGUACGGGAAGGCCAGUGAGUCCGUCCCCCCCUUCAUCGAGGAGCUGGUGGUGCGCAGAGAGCUGACGGACAACUUCUGCUUCUACAACGAGAAGUACGACAGCGUGGAAGGGGCGUACGCGUGGGCUCAGAAGACGCUGCAGGAUCAUGCCGGAGACAAGAGGGAGUAUCUGUACACGCGGGAGCAGCUGGAGAAGGCCCAGACGCAUGACAAGCUGUGGAACGGUGCUCAGUAUCAAAUGGUGACGGAGGGGAAGAUGCACGGCUUCUUGAGGAUGUACUGGGCCAAGAAGAUUCUGGAGUGGACCCGCUCGCCAGAGGAGGCUCUCUCCAUCGCUCUGUACCUGAACGACCGCUACGAGCUGGACGGCCAGGACCCCAACGGCUUCGUGGGGUGCAUGUGGUCCAUCUGCGGCAUCCACGACCAGGGCUGGGCAGAGAGGCCCGUUUUCGGGAAAAUCCGCUUCAUGAACUACAAAGGCUGCCUUCGGAAGUUUAAGGUGGCCGAGUUUGAGAGGAAGUACUGUCCUAAGAAGCUGUGAGGCUCCUCCAGGACGUGUUGUCUCACCUCAGGGAGCUUCUCCACCACCUCCAGCAGUG